Messenger RNA from Schistosoma spindalis, 903 nucleotides. NCBI's taxonomy places the organism in Eukaryota, Metazoa, Platyhelminthes, Trematoda, Strigeidida, Schistosomatidae. The record is from the annotation of a GenBank genome assembly.
GAUUGCUACAAUAAACUGUUUAAAUUAACCUCAACGAAUGAUAACGAAUAUUUAGCAAUGUAUCGUAACAUGAAGGAGCAUGCCUAAAAAAGCAUCUAGUUUAAGCCAGCAGGACAGAGAUAUUGGAUUUUGGAACGAAUUUCUAGGUCACAUCUGAGUGCACGCGUCAAACUUGCCCUUGAGAUUAUUGGACUGCCGCUAAAUAAUUGAUAAAUUUCAGGAUGAAUCAAAUACUUUUUCGGAAUUUAUUUGGAAUUUAUUCUCUUAAAAAUAUAUUUAACAAAACGUCAACCACGAAAAUUCUCUCUGCUCAUCAUAGCUUGUGUAGAACAUAUUCUCAUGCAGUACCGAAAAUUGAUAAUGAUAAAUUACCAGACGGACAAAUCCGGUAUUCAACGCACAAAAAAUGGCAUGCUGUAAUGAAUUAUGUCCCGAAGCCGAGAGAUAUACCAGAUUAUCAAUAUCCAAUUGUAAUUAUAUGUUGUUUCAUAACUGGAAUAUAUUUUGGCUUCAUCCAUACAAGAUGUGAUCUAGAUGAUAUAUUAGAUGGGAACUUUGCAGAAUUUGAGAAAAUGAAAUUCGGCAAGAAAUAGUUGUACAAAGAACCUAACAUUAUCAGUCUCUGUAGUCCCACAUUUACUGUCAUUUUCGAAAAAUAUGGACAAAAUCGAUUUAUUUCACUACUUUUUAAAGUUUCACUAUAUCCCUUUUGUGUCACAUUCGUUAGAUAGCUGAGACUUUCCCAAUCUUAUCGAACAUCAACUCUAUAGCACGCAAUUUGUAAACAGUCCGUUUUUUGAGUGAAGAAAGGUUAACUUUGGUGAAAAGAACUACCCAAUAGGAUGAUUGUGUAAUUGAGAUUCCCAAUAAAAUUUAAACAUUACUAUCCUAAACACCGACGUA